AUGUCGAGAACCCAUUUUACAUCAAUUAUAGAUUUUUUAUUUGAACGUGUUUGGAUAGAUAAUUCUUCUUCUUCUUCCAGUAAAACUCCUGAUUUAAUUGUUGAACAAGAAGAAAAAAAUAUUGUUAUUGUUGAAAAUAAGGAGGACAGUUUUGAAGAAAAAGAGAAAGGAGGUGGAAAAUUAAUUAAUUUAAUAACAACACCUUUUAAUUCUUCACAUUUUGAAAUUAUUAAUAUUGGUGGUGGAAGUGUAAUUAAAAUUGUUUCUGAUGAUACUUGUGCGUUAGUUGCUGCUAUUGCUGAAGUUGUUAAGAAAGGAGAACCAGAAGAAGAAUUAAUUAAACGUGUUCCAAGAAUAAUUUCUGCUCUUUUAAUUUUGUUGGUUUCUUUAAUUGACACUCAAUACUCUAAUGUCCAGAAGAAUUCUAAUGUUGAUUUGUCUGGAACUACUUCAAGUUCACAAUCCGGCGUUGGAGGAAAGAAAGAAGUAAAAACCAAACCAAUAAUUCCAAUAGUAACAUCAGAAUUAACUCGAAGUGUAGAAACUCCAGCAAAAUUGGUUUCUGAAGCUAUAAGAACAUUCCUUGUUAGAAUAAAUGCUGAAAAUGUUAUUGAAAAAAUGAAUUCUGAGCGUGUUUGGUCUAAUAUUGUUAGUUCUCAACAUUAUAUUAAUGCGUUAUCAAGUUUUUGUUGUGCCCUUUUCAAUUUCCGUCCACAAUUUAUUGGUGAUUUGAUGAGAUUAGAAUGUGAAUGUUUACGAGGUGGAGAAAAUGUUUUAAAAAAUGUUUGUGAUGCUGAAAGAAUUGUUGCUGUAUCUAUUCUAUCUUCUUUAAUUACAAGUUGUCCUCACAAAAAUGGCGAAUUUGAUUCUUCUUUGUUUUGCGAUGUUUUUGGAACGUUGGAAGGAGCUUUAAAAGAUCAACUUUUGACUGUUCGAAAAAUGGCAUUACACGGAAUUGGACAAAUUAGUCAUUUAAAAGGGCCUGAUGCAGAUGAAUUAAUUUUAUGUUUUUCUUCACGUUCAGUGGAAGCUGCUUUAGCUGGUUUAGAUGAUUAUUGGGACAGACAAGACCAAUUAGCAACAGAAUCAAUAGCUUCAUUAGACUCUUUAGUUGGUAUAUCUCAACCAAAAUUAAUUUUAAAUGUAUUACCUCAAUUAUUAUUAAAAAUUCGGCCGUGUUUUGAAAAGGAAAAUGAAUUGCUUAGAUCUAGCGCUUUUUCUCUUUUUGCUGGUUUAGGCUCUUCUGUUGGAAAUUAUGAUAUAUUUAAAGAAAGUUUACAUAGCAAUAUAAUUAGUAUUUUGUUACAUUUAAAUGACAAGGAAGAAAAUGUUAAAUUGGUAAGCGCAAAAAAUUAUAAAAAAAAUUUUAAGAAGUAA
This is a messenger RNA of Meloidogyne enterolobii, 1377 nucleotides long. Lineage: Eukaryota; Metazoa; Nematoda; Chromadorea; Rhabditida; Meloidogynidae. The record is from the annotation of a GenBank genome assembly.